Poeciliopsis prolifica (blackstripe livebearer) is the source of this 2017-nucleotide messenger RNA. RefSeq names its product solute carrier family 38 member 11 (gene slc38a11). The transcript is spliced from 12 exons. Bases 92 to 1399 code for a protein of 435 amino acids. Gene Ontology annotation, biological process: amino acid transmembrane transport. The record is from RefSeq and is a predicted model, not a curated record. Gene Ontology annotation, molecular function: amino acid transmembrane transporter activity. Lineage: Eukaryota; Metazoa; Chordata; Actinopteri; Cyprinodontiformes; Poeciliidae.
UGAAAGUGACGGAGCGUUUCUCAAACGUUGAGAAUGUGAGAAAUCCGCCUGAGGAGAGUCAAGGGACAAAGGAUCCGCACGGUGCUCCAGAAUGGCUCAGCAGCAAAUCAACGAAGAAGGGACAGCAUUAAUACACGUGCACAGACCUGAAUGGAGAUGUUCAAUGAUCUCUGCUUCUUUUAAUUUUAUCAACUCCAUCAUAGGAUCUGGAAUAAUAGGUUUGCCAUACGCAUUGAACCAGGCUGGGCUUCCAUUCGGCCUGCUCCUUUUGAUGUUGGUUGGUUUUAUAACAGACUACUCAAUUGUUCUACUAAUUAAAGGAGGAAAUCUCUCAGGAUCAAACAGUUAUCAGUCGCUGGUACAAAACACAUUUGGUUUUCCUGGAUUUUUGAUUUUAUCUGCUCUACAGUUUCUGUAUCCUUUCAUAGCCAUGAUCAGCUAUAACAUCACAACUGGUGACACACUGUCCAAAGUAUUUCAGAGAAUCCCAGGAGUUGGUCCAGACCACAUCCUUGCAGAGCGCCACUUUGUGAUCUUGUUGUCUACCUGUCUGUUCACCCUGCCGCUCUCACUUUAUCGAAACAUCGAGAGACUUGGGAAGGUGUCCUUCAUGUCAAUGGUGCUAACACUCACCAUCCUCAUCAUCGUCAUGAUCCGAGCAGCUACUCUUGGACCGCAGAUUGUUCCUACAGAGACGGCGUGGGUAUUCGCAAAGUGGAAUGCCAUUCAGGCUGUUGGUGUGAUGUCUUUUGCCUUUAUAUGCCACCACAACAGCUUUCUGAUCUACAACUCUCUAGAGCAUCCCACUUUAUCCAACUGGUCUCGGGUCACCCACAUCUCUGUGGGCUCUGCACUGAUAAUCAGUGCUGCAUUCGCUGUUGCAGGCUACACAACAUUCACAGGCUACACACAAGGAGACAUUUUUGAGAACUACUGCAGAAAUGAUAACCUGGCAACAUUUGGUCGGUUCUGCUUCGGCCUCAGCAUAAUUACAACAUUUCCACUCGAGUGUUUUGUUACCCGAGAGGUGCUUUCCAAUGUCAUAUGCAGUCGUCCUCUUUCCAAAGCUGAACAUGCAUCGAUAACUCUACUCAUAGUUGGUGUCUGCACAGCAUUAUCCCUGGCUUAUGACUGCCUGGGAAUUGUUUUAGAGCUAAAUGGAGUUCUGAGUGCCACACCUCUGAUCUUUAUCAUCCCAUCGGCGUGCUACCUCAAGCUCAGCCCAGGCCACUGGUUCCGUGGUGAAAAGCUAAUUCCCAUCAUGCUGAUAAUAAUUGGCUUAUUUGUUAUGAUCACUGGCCUGAUACUGAUUGGUGUCUUCCCUCAAGAUUGCUCACACGGUGUUGAGAUGUUCUAUUGUGCUGAUGCCAACGUUUCUGGCACGAUACCCCCUGAAUGACAGAAACCUGCCCCACAUAUGUAUUUUCCCUAGAGAUACACUGACGCACAAAUAAACAAAGGGCAACAAUGUCUUUAUGUGGAUCAAGUAUUCUUAUUCCUACCUCAGGAGAGAGUGCUAAUUUGAGCUGUUUGGAUACUGGAUCCUUUAUUUUUCUUAUAAUUUAGCUUAUACAUGAGUAGUGUCUCAUGUAUAAUGAGAUAGUUUUGUUUUUCUUAACUGUCUAUAAUUCUGAGGUGCUGAAGAAAGAGGAUUCUAACUUUCUAUCUUCAUUUUUUGACUAAUUGCAUGUUUUGAUAUAAAAUUAUGGAUUAAACAAAGAGUUAUCCUUAUCAACAACAGUGAUGAAAUAACUUUUGUAUUUAGAAGUAUCCAUUUUGACAAAUUACUAAAUCCUGAAAAUUCCCCGAGUGUGAUUAUACCCAAAUAAUAUGGUCCUGCACCUUUAGUUGGACCCUUUGCUUUUAUAUUGCUGUUGCAAUUUCACUGUGAUCUUGAUUUUCAGAACACAUAAUAUAUUUAUCUAGAUUUGAAUGCAUUGUAUUAUUGUCAAAGUUGUCUUUUUAGAAGAAGUAACAAACUGUUAUAUUCCAACCAUAAGGGCAAUGGCGUAUUUAA